This is a messenger RNA of Varroa destructor (honeybee mite), 2711 nucleotides long. RefSeq names its product mitotic checkpoint serine/threonine-protein kinase BUB1 beta-like. Gene Ontology annotation, biological process: meiotic sister chromatid cohesion, centromeric; mitotic spindle assembly checkpoint signaling. NCBI's taxonomy places the organism in Eukaryota, Metazoa, Arthropoda, Arachnida, Mesostigmata, Varroidae. The record is from RefSeq and is a predicted model, not a curated record. Gene Ontology annotation, cellular component: nucleus. Gene Ontology annotation, molecular function: protein kinase activity.
CCGAAUAUUGAGUUGGCGCGCUGAUGCUACUUUAAAAAUACCGCUUGUUGUGCGCUGUCCGUCUGCACAGUUUCGUUGUCAGCAUGUUUUGAUUUUUUUGGGCCGACACUGUGUGUGAUCGCAGUGUUUGAAUUGCUUUGCAGGCGGUUAGCUUGUGGUAUGUGACUGCCUGUGGGUAACAGCGGGACAGCGAGAUCAGACCCAUCUCCAACCAUCUCUUCACUCAUUUCGUCACUGUCCGUGUUUGUGCCAAUCGUCUAACGGUUCAUCCAAUGUACCCAAUAUGCGUCGGUGAUAUUAAAAUCGCCAGAGGGAUUGUUAUGCGUGUAGCCUAUUUAUGUCCAUUUUCUUGAUCGUCGUUGUCAGAAAAGUUUCACUUAAUACCUAUUGAAGUGGGUUAGUGUUCACCAGAACUCUAUAGUAUAGCUUUCUGCCAUUGCGUUUAUUGCUGCGAUAACCAUGACCGAAGGACCGGCGCCAACGGUUGUCUGGGAGGCUGCCAAAGAAAAUAUCCAACCACUUCGUCGGGGUCGUAAUAUUACCUUUCUUACUGAGGCUCUCACGAUGAAUUCGGACAUGCUAGAAGAGAAAAAACGGGAAUUCGAGGAGGCACUUCGAGCAUAUGACGGAGAUGACCCACUGGAGGUUUGGGACAGCUAUUUGACUUGGUUGGAGGAACACUACCCAUCAGGACUGCACGCUCUUAAUUGGCCACAGCUACUAGAAAACUGCAUCUCAGCUUUUAUAUUGGAACCGGAACAUAGAUACGACAACGAUCCUCGAUUUGUUCGUGUUUGGCUCAAGUUUGCGAACCUUCAAGUUCAUCCCGAAGAGGUGUACAAAUGCAUGAGCGCUCGCGGGGUUGGGGUAAGAUCAGCAGCCUUCUACAUUGAAUGGUCCAAUUUUCAUGAGGUGUCGGGGGAACCUCGUACUGCACAAGAAAUCCUCGAAAAAGGUGUUCAAAUGCUAGCCCAACCACAAGAACAGGUGUUUUCAGCUCUAAAGGAGCUGAUUCUCCGACUAGCACAAGGGUCGACGAGGCCACAAGAGGAAACCGCUCCUACUGGUGCCGAUGAUGCAGAGAAUCGUAGUGCGUUCUCACGUCUGUGCGAGGCGCCAGGGCAGACUGCUCCUAUCGUUAAUCGUAUCGACGUUACUAGGGCCUCUCGCCAUCCUGGAACAAUUCAGCAGACAGCCCCGCUAUCUUCCGUACGAACCGCUUUUGGUGGAGCAAGGGGCAUAAGUCAGUCCAAAUUAGCUGUGUUCGUCGACGAAGCUCCGUCGAGAGAUGGCCUUUUUACUGGAAUGGGUACGCUGGCUGGAAGUGCUUCGCAAUCACACAAACUUGGAUCCGAAAAAGAGAACUCGAAGAAAACCGGCAAAUGGGGACGAGAAAAAAUAAGGCAACGUGUUGCUCCCAGGGAGGGUCCUGCUUUCCAGGUUGUACAAGAUAAAGGAACUGUCGAAGAUAGUACCGCUACUUCAGACUUCGUCACGCCGGCUAAGUCUCGUUUCCCUGUGUAUCUUGGAUCUGGACUAUCAACUCGAACGGACAAGGUUACUGAAAUGGCAUUAUCCCAUAUUUUUGGAAGAUUGGAUGCUCCCGAUAUCAAUGAAAAAAGAAUGUACGACUUUCUGGCGGUAUAUGCGGGCACGUGCGAAUUUCAAUUUGAGGAGAUCCGUAUGGCACGAUACAAACGGCAACAAAAGGCUGCAGCAAGCAGGCAACCUCCGUUACAGGCCCAAGAAGAAACUACAGCCGAGAAUAGCUCUACAGGAACAGCAAGCGAUUCCGGCUGCACAGAAGGUGGUGGCCUACAAAGCGUCACUGAAAGCAGUACAAUACAUUCAGCAAAGAAUCACGAAAACUCAUGGCAGCCCCGUGAAGCUUUCUAGGUUGUUGCUGAGCCCUUAGAAAAUUAUCCAGGCGAAACGAGUACAAGAGGAAUGAUUCAAAUUCUAUGGAGACUUUAAUCGUAAACCGGAAGAAAAUCUCAUCUAACACGAGAUUUCUAGGCUACAGCUGAAAUCGGACGAAGAAUGAAACUUCCGGAAUGCUGAGCAUCAGUCUAAAACUUUUGUGACUUCAAAUAAUUUCAGAAAACUUGGAAACGGUCGAGCGUAAAAGCCAGUAUUUACUAUUUUGUCCGACGUAAGCACUGAAACAACAAUCUAACUACAUUUGAAUUUAUAUUUAUACAUGACCAUGAUGAACCUAUGAUGAAAUAUGUAUAUACUUAUUGAUAUAUAUAUAGCGUUAUAAAGUAACGUAAUAAAUGUGAUCACGUCUUCAUGGAAAAAUACGUAUUCUAUUCUAUUAGAAGCUUUGAAAUGAUUAUAACUAAAACAUUAACUUUGCGCCGAAUCCGCUAAGUCAGAAAGCUUAUACCGAUGUAACUUGGACGGGCGUUUAAAUUCAUGAUAAAAUACAAAAAUAUUUUAUCAAUAUUGGACGUUAAAUAUAUCCUUAAAUAUAUGCAGAUAUAAAGUAUACGCAUUCAGAUAUAAAGCUUAGAGCCAAAUUUCAUGGCAAAAACAGUGCUUGGCAUUCUAAACGUAAAUCAAGGGUUUGUCAACGAUUGCUAAGGUCUUACAAAAAUGAAUUGUGAUUAAAGACACUGAGUAAAGUGAAAUCAAAAGCGGGACUAUGUAUUUAUUUAAAUUCACUUAUGUACACAAACUUUCGUUUUUUUCUAAUAUACGCUAGAAUG